CCAUCGCCGCCGCCUUGGUUUGUUUUUCACGUAGCACGGAGCAAACUGUCAACCGGACGCGGCGAAUACUUAAUCCAACCGCUCACCGGUUUCGCCCGCUGUCAAACGGCAAUUCAAAUCAUCAUUCGCCACCAUGCGCCUGAGAUGCACACACACUCAAAAAAAAGGGGGAAACAGAGAAAAAGAAACGGAAAGCGGUUGGAUUAAUACGUUUGAGGGAAAAUUUUUCAUUCCGAACAGAACAGCAACUGUGGCGUCGAAGGAUUUCGGAGCUAGAUACGUGAAAGUGAAGUGUUGCGUUUUUUCGAGCCACAGGACGCAACAGAAGAACGUUCAAAACAACGUGCCGUUGGGUUAAAAAUAAAAACCAGCUAGCGAUCUUCUCUUCUGCGCCAAGCACGGUCCUACAUCUGCAGCAAUGUUUGGCAACGAACGGUUUAACGGUAGCACCAGCAGCACCAGCAGCAGCAGCAGCACAAAGUGCCAGAAAGAAAGCUGCAACGAUCAGGACACGGCAUCCGCUUCCUCUGCGUCGCCCAACGGCACGACAGCGCUUCCCAACGAUUCGAGACCUUCGUUUGCGUCCGUCUUUACGAUCGAAAGCAUACUGGGGCUCAAUCAGGACACGAUCACCCAGCACAAGGCGGGCUCGCUGAACGAUAAGCUGCUGUCGCCCGUCCCCCAACGGUUGGACAGUGCGGCGGCCUACGAGCUGGAACAGCACACCAAGCAGAGUCUGUCGAACUAUUUCCGCUGUGCUGGGGCCGGUACACUGCAUCUCCCGACCACGUCCGAAGCGAACAUGCUGUCGACCAACAUUCUUGGCAUAGCAUAUCCAUCGUCCUGCCACAGCUAUCUGCAGCCGGAUCUGUUUGCCGCCCAUCUCCACCAGCAGGUAGGGCUGGUCGCGUGCAACGGCAACUUCCGGCCCCGCUAUCCAUUCCUAAACGCGGACUCACACAUCAAGCGAAAGCGCCGGCACCGGACCAUCUUCACCGAGGAGCAGCUGGAACAGCUGGAGGCCACCUUCGACAAGACGCACUACCCGGACGUGCUGCUGCGCGAGAAGCUGGCAAUCAAGGUGGACCUGAAGGAGGAGCGCGUCGAGGUAUGGUUCAAGAACCGGCGGGCCAAAUGGCGAAAGCAGAAGCGGGAGGAACAGGAACAGUUCUCCAACUACGAAAUCAAUAGCAAAAUUAGAAAACUCAUCAACAUCCCGGUGUCGGCACAGGAAAAGUUGCGCCAGCUGCAGACGGGCAUCUUUGCCAAGGACAAACAACUGUUGCCGAAAUGUGACGAGCUGAGCAACAGCAACAGUGACGCGUCGGACGUCGAGGUGGUAUGAUAAUUUGCGCCCAGCAACGACUGGUGCAGGUGGAGAUGGUGCUUUUUUUUUUGCUGUAGGAGAGGCGAGUGACAUUAACUAAGUAAGGGUAGGAAGCCGGAAACGGGUUUAAAAAAAAAAAAGAAGGUAGAACCCACGUGUCCUGGGCCGGCGGUCGGCGAAGGAUGACACACUAAGCAAUUGGAGUGAAUGCUCUCGGAUUUAAAUUUCCCCGUGCCCCCGUUUUGUAUAUUCAGUCGCAUCGAUGUUUGAUGUUUGCUUCCCUUUCUACUCGAAGCCAUGGUAGUAGUCAACCGCGGGCUGUAGAGCUACUAGCAACUUAGGCAGCAACUAAGUGACAGCUAACGUCAUUCUUCUAAUCGUAGUGCAUAAGCCGUGUCAAAAUGUGUGGAUCGCUGGCAGUAGCAGCAAGUAGUAUCGAAAGGCAAUAAGUUAUUUAUUUUCCAUUAGUAGAAUAGUUUAUCGUUUUUAAAAGUGCGCCAUCUUGAAGGCAUGGGCAGGGGUGUAAAUGUUACGAUCAGCAUACGCAUUACUUACUAACUUAACGCAACUACGGUUGAGGUGUAAAUCAAAACUCCGAUUCCGGUCCGGUACGAUCGAAUCCAGCGCAAGCACGUGUCGUUUCGGGCGACGUGUUUAAGGCGGCACGUUCGACGCGUUUAACCAUUCAGCAACAUCAUAAACUAAUCAAACAAACUAAUUAGCUAAUGGUAGCCACCGUUUUUUUGAUGGCACGUUCCGAUUCGCGGGGGGGGGGGAGGGGAAGCAAAGCAGCAACAGCAAGAAAAGAAGAUUAAAUUAUGAACCCAGUAGAAGAAGAAGCUGCAUAAAUCAUGCUGCACACUCACACACAGCAUGGGAGGUGCUUCCGGGUGCUGCUGGCUGCUUGCUCGUGCAAUACUAAAUAAUUGAUAUCGCAUUGUUUGAAAAUGAGUUCCCCGUUGCGAAACAAACCAAAGCCAAAGUAAACCAGGAAGGGGGAAUGUGUAGUGUACAGAAAAAAAACGAAAAAAAGGAAAAAAAGGAAGCCCCCAUAACAUACUAAACGAAUGUUUGCAACUUUAAAGGCAGAAAAAAUCUCUCUAAACACGCAUCACAUGAGCAGCAUUUGAUGGGGAGAAAGGCAAAGGACGAUCAGAGAAAAAGAUACUUCUGUUUUGCGCAUUGCAUAACUUUAGGCGUUUUGUUUUUCUGAAGGUAGUUUUUGGUUAGUAGCACAACGAUAACUUUUCUCUCAUGAAUGAUAUCGUUUGCAUUAAAUACCUUAUAUAGCUUCUCUUCUUGGCAUAAAGCCCUCUUGUAUCAUACCUACUAUCUCUCGUUUAUAAGGCUCCUAAGUCCUAGUCGGGUUUACUAGGUCCAGAUGGGAUUUGAACCCUGCUCCUUCCGUGUGGAGGCUACCAAUGGGCCGCCUCUGUUCUUUCACUAUCUGCAUUUACUUCAAAUUAAAUGAGUUUAACAGAACCAGAAAACGUUUCAAAUUUGACGCACUCGAAAAACCAGACGCCUAAAUGUAUGCAAUCCGAUCAACACCUCUGCCCCCUUGUCUCGAAUACUGCCCACAGUGAGAGCGGAUUUGUACCAUAAUAACGCCCUAGCUUACCUACCGCGAGCUUCGUCUAGUAUGAGCUGUAUAUGUAUGUGUGUGUUCGUGUGUGUUCGUGUGGGUGUGUAUGUGUGUGAUGAUUUUCCGUUUCCGUUGCAAGGCUUACUUUCGGAGAAGUAGUUUUCCCAGUCCAGUCUGUCUAAUGCCGCAAAUACACAUAAUAACAACAAAUAUCCGAAAGCAAAUAAUCGACGUAUAUUGUGGGACAACCAAACAAAAAACAAAAAAAGAAGAAAUAUCCACAAAACCCUCCAUAACUGUACGAAACCUUUAAUAAACCCGUCUACUAACGAUAUACAAUA
This is a messenger RNA of Anopheles stephensi (Asian malaria mosquito), 3253 nucleotides long. Its product is annotated as homeobox protein goosecoid-like. NCBI's taxonomy places the organism in Eukaryota, Metazoa, Arthropoda, Insecta, Diptera, Culicidae. The coding region runs from base 419 to 1345 and encodes 308 amino acids. Gene Ontology annotation, molecular function: DNA-binding transcription factor activity, RNA polymerase II-specific; RNA polymerase II cis-regulatory region sequence-specific DNA binding. The record is from RefSeq and is a predicted model, not a curated record. Gene Ontology annotation, cellular component: nucleus. Gene Ontology annotation, biological process: regulation of transcription by RNA polymerase II. The transcript has 3 exons.